Messenger RNA from Salvia miltiorrhiza (redroot sage), 432 nucleotides. RefSeq names its product SEED MATURATION PROTEIN 1. Bases 42 to 284 code for a protein of 80 amino acids. The transcript has a single exon. Lineage: Eukaryota; Viridiplantae; Streptophyta; Magnoliopsida; Lamiales; Lamiaceae. The record is from RefSeq and is a predicted model, not a curated record. Gene Ontology annotation, biological process: seed dormancy process.
AACUAUAUUAAGUGAAUAUUUGAAAAUAUAGUCUAACACACAUGGCGCAGAGCAAGGACGACAUAAAAUACGGCACAGCUCAGGCGAAAGUAUCGCCGGAUGAAUCUCUCAGAGUUGCCUACACCGGAGGCACGCCCCUCGAGGCCGGAAAAAUUGCCGAUUCCGAAUUCGUCGACCUUUUCCCCGGCGCUCGUAAAAUCUCCGACCAACACCAUCAAGCCGACAGAGCUCGAGCAACACAGGAGCAAGAUGGAGUCUCGAGUCGGGAUGAUAAUCGCCAUUAGAUAGUACUUGCUACACUUGAUCAAAUAUAUACUCUAGUUAAUGCUUUCUCCGUCUUAUUAAUUUAUAGUAUUUCAAUUUUCUUUUUGAAUUGUCUUAUUUAUAUUGUUUCAAUUUAAAAAAUAAAAUAAAUUGUUUUAUAUACUCUCU